AUGAAGAACGCCUACUGCGAGGGCGGAGGAGUCCAACUUGAAGGCUCCCAAAUCGUGGAAACUUUGUCAGACGUAUACCUCGGACGUUCUGUGAACAUGAAAAAUGACUUGAAGGAAGAACUGAAUAGAAGAAUGAUUCGCAGUAUUCGCAGCCGUCAGGGAAGGUACAGACCAACUGGCGGACCAAGAUCUUCGUGCCCAUCUGUUUCUACUGGACAGUUCUUCCAGCGCUCUGUUAUGCAGCGGAGACGUGGGCAGACACCGCUGCCACGUCUAGGAAGCUACUUACUACCCACAGAGCCCUUGAGAGAUGUGUUGUGA
This is a messenger RNA of Necator americanus (New World hookworm), 321 nucleotides long. RefSeq lists its product as uncharacterized. Bases 1 to 321 code for a protein of 106 amino acids. The transcript has a single exon. Lineage: Eukaryota; Metazoa; Nematoda; Chromadorea; Rhabditida; Ancylostomatidae. The record is from RefSeq and is a predicted model, not a curated record.